Molecule: messenger RNA, 1700 nt
Organism: Calidris pugnax (ruff)
Lineage: Eukaryota; Metazoa; Chordata; Aves; Charadriiformes; Scolopacidae
Gene: AMN
Product: amnion associated transmembrane protein
Exons: 13
Coding region: 161-1585 (474 amino acids)
Biological process (GO): receptor-mediated endocytosis; intracellular protein localization
Cellular component (GO): endocytic vesicle; apical plasma membrane
Source: RefSeq, a predicted model, not a curated record
UGAAAAUACAUUGAGACCAUUACUAGUAAUUACAAGGUAGCCGGCGUUCUGCAGGGGAAGAGGGACGUGGGACGUACAUGCGCCAGAGCCCAUCACGUGUCCCUGAGGAGGGUCCAAGGUCCAGCCGGGCAGGGGCUGUGGAGGCGAGUGCUGCUGCAAGAUGAAGCUCUUGUUCCUCUUCCUCGGUGUCCUGCAGCUCCUCGCUGCUGCCACCGCCGUGUACAAGCAGUGGAUCCCCAACACCAAUUUUGAAACCGCAUCCAACUGGGAUAAAGGCAGAGUCCCCUGUGCCAGCGACGUGGUUCAUUUUGAGAAGAACAAGGUUGUCUCAGUCUUCGUUGGAUCCCCCCACAUGCUGACAGACAUGUACCUGCCCCUGAACGGAGAAUUCGUGCUGGCAUCUGGUGCAGGAUUUGCGGCUUUCGAUGGCAGCUGGGAUCCAGGCUGUGACUCAGGUGCAACAGUGAGGUUUGCUGAUGCUGAGCACCACGCGUGGUUUGACCCCACGCUGUGGCAGCCUGUGUCCCCCAACAGGGAGCUCGACCUGGGCGGGCGCAUCUUUUCUGUGGACGAGGAACGUGUCCCGUGCCACUACGAUGAUGUUAUCUUCCAGCCCGAAACCUCCUUCCGGGUAAACGUCGACUCAUCGCGGCGAGUGAUUCAUCUCCGCAGCAUCUCUCUCAUGGGCCAGGAGUUCAGCAGCCCCGAGGCCUGGGCCGGGUACCUGGGGGGUCCCUCUGCUCCGCUGCAGUUUCAUGGCAAUGGCACCCUGCAGGUGACGGGCACCGCCUGCCCUGAGAAGUCCGGCUGUGCCUGUGGGAACGCCCCGGAUGGCCACCGCAUCUGCGCCGCCCUGGGGAGGCAGUGCCCAGCCCUGACAUGCCAAACCCCUCUGCAGCCCCUCGGCCACUGCUGCGAGGUCUGCGGAGCCACCAUUAAUCUGGAUUUCACUCCUGAUUUUGACCUGCAGAAGUACCGGGACAGACUGGUCCAAGCCUUGCUGAGUCAGCCCAAGUAUGCUGGUGUGCGGAUGGCCAUAUCCAAGGUGGACAAAGAACAGACCUUCCUGGGAAUCAUACCCCAAAGCCCCACUCCCCUCAUCCAAAUCGUGCUGGUCGAUGACGAGACAGGAGCACAGACCGGCACCGCUGCGGAGCAGAUGGCUGCAGACAUCAUGGAGGACAUAGCACAGCACGGUGAAGCACUUGGCAUUUCAAGUGGCAAAAUGGAGGUGGCCACUGGCAGCACUUUCAGCGGGCAAGUGGGGAGCCACGCAACGAGCAGGAUCACAGCAGGGACUAUCAUGGGGCUACUCUUCGGUCUCCUCUUGCUUGGAGGGAUCCUCUUUCUCUACAGAAAAGGAAAACUAAGGCUGCCCAUCCUGCGCUACCCCUCGCUUUGGAACAGAAUGGAGGACCCGGUGUCCCCUGAGCCAGCCAGUGACAAAGGCUUCAACAACCCCAUGUUCGACGUGGAGCCACCGAGUGCUGUCCCUGAAGAGGAGGCGACGCAGGAGACGGCUACCAAAGACCAUCAGGUCUUCUAUCUCAACCCUCUGUAUGAUGGAAGUGAGACAGAAACCUGACAGCGUGGACUCCAGCUGUGGGGCAGUCACCACCUCCCUGGGGACACUGCCACCUCUCCAGCCCUCACAGCCCCUCACGUCACUCCUGGUGGGCUUUAAAACACAAGCACAAGGA